Molecule: messenger RNA, 1248 nt
Organism: Cryptosporidium muris RN66
Lineage: Eukaryota; Apicomplexa; Conoidasida; Eucoccidiorida; Cryptosporidiidae
Exons: 1
Coding region: 1-1248 (415 amino acids)
Cellular component (GO): Golgi apparatus
Molecular function (GO): antiporter activity
Source: RefSeq, a predicted model, not a curated record
AUGGCACAUUCAAAAUCAAAGAAACAAAGUUCAUGUAAUACUUCAGCAGAAGAAAAACAGGAUGAAAGAUUUAUAUCAUUCAUACCAAAUUCAAUUACUAGAAUCUUGGCAAUAUUAUCUUUUAUUAUAGCUUCAAUUUCUUCAGUAUAUUAUAAUAAUAGUGUUUUUAAAGGUAUUAUCAAAUUUCCUGUAUUUGUUUCUUGUAUUCAACAAUUUAUUGGUAUUAUAAUAAUGUCAACUGCUGCUCUUAUUAAAAAUAUGGUAAAAAAAAUUAAAGAAGAUGAAUUAGUAGAAUAUAAUAAAUCUAAGGAUGUUAACUCAUUAACUAAACUUAUUUAUGCAGCUCCAGUAGCAUUUUUCUUUUCAUUUAAUAUUUCUUUUAAUAAUAUAUGUUUAACUCAUGGUAAAGUUUCUACUUAUGCAAUGGCUAAAUCUACAACUUUAAUGUGGUCAUUACUUUUACAAUAUGUUCUUCUUGGUAUAAAAGUUAAAUUAACAUCUUUAAUCUCUUGUGUUAUUAUUAUUAGUGGUGUAUUAAUUAGUGCUUUUGAUCCAAAAUCACUUUUUUUAAAAUCUUUAAUAUAUGGUUGUAUUUCAUCAUUUUCACAAAGUUGUUAUAAUAUUACUCUUAAAUGGAUAUUACCAAAAGUUAAUAAUGAUUCUGUAUCAUUAUUAAAAUAUGUACAAUUAUUUUCUGUUAUUUUCUUUUUUAUUCCAAUGUUUGGUACUGGAGAAUUAAUACCAGCAUUUACAACUUCUGGUUGUUUUGAUUUUAAUGAUCCAAGAAGAAUGAUAUAUCUUUGGGGAAUUAUAGCAAUAUCAGCUAUAUUAGCUAUUUGUGUUAAUCAAAGUACAUAUAUUGUUAUUGGUUUAACUACUCCUGCUACAUUUAAUGUUUGUGGUUUAGUUAAACAAGCAUUACAAACAUUAGGUGGUGUUGUUUAUUUAGGUGAAAAAUUAUCAUACAGAACACUUGUAUCUGUAUGUUUAACUUUCUGUGGUUCAGCUUCUUAUACUAUUACUAAUCAUUUUAUCUCAAAACCAAAAGUAACUGAAGAAGAACAAAAGAUUAUUGAAGAAAAAUACAAGGAAAUUGCAAGAAAUUCCAUUGGUACAGCAUCAGAUGUUUUUGAAAAUGCUCAAGAUGAUAUUAUUAAUAUAUCCAAAGUAGAUGAAGAAAUAAUUCCACUAAAGAAUGACAUUGAACAAGGUCUAUCUACUUCUAGAACUGAUAAAUCUAUUCACUAA